Molecule: messenger RNA, 342 nt
Organism: Plasmodium inui San Antonio 1
Lineage: Eukaryota; Apicomplexa; Aconoidasida; Haemosporida; Plasmodiidae
Exons: 4
Coding region: 1-342 (113 amino acids)
Source: RefSeq, a predicted model, not a curated record
AUGGCAAAUAACGUGCUGGAGGAGAAACAGAAAAAAGGAGGAUUUUGUAGACGCCUCUGCAGCGGGGUUUAUCACACCCUUAAGGGUCCGAGCAUAACCCACAGCGUCCUGUUUGGAAUAUGUGCAGGCCUCUUUUACUACGGCGCCUACUACGGCUACAGGUACAUGAAAAUCUCCUUUUUUGAUACUACCCAUGUGUCCAACGAAAGUAGAAGACGAUUUAUGGAAAAGCAAAUGUUGUUUUACAACGACAUGGGUUACAACUUGUCAAUGAAGUACAUCGGAAAUUUAUGUAAAUACUAUGACCCAGUUGCGCUCAGACUUCCCUUUCAACCACUGUAA